AAAAAGUAACCUUUUCGCUCGCACUCAUGGAAACUAUUUGUGUUAAUAAAUAUUUGCAAGUUUUCAGGUUUAUUUUAAUUUAAUGCCCAAAGAUGCACAGGUCCCAUCCCACAACCACUCGCCGCAAGCACUUGCUCAAGGAAAUGAUGGAGGACGACUACGCCUUGCCCACGGAGCAUCAGCAGAUUGUGCGCGUUAUUGCUAGCCGUGGCAACAACCUACACGAGGUGGAGACACCUGAAGAGGACACGUUUCUGGUGUCCAUGCCAUGCAAAUUUCGCAAGAAUCUUUGGGUGAAACGUGGUGACUUCAUACUGGUGGAACCCAUCGAAGAGGGCGACAAAGUUAAGGCAGAGAUUUGCAAGGUUCUGACAACAGACCAUGUAAAGGAGUACACCAAGGCUGGCAUAUGGCCAGUGCGUUUCGCCAAGAAGAAGGAAGAGGAGGAAAAACCCGAUCAUUCCGAUAGUGAAGAUGAUUUGCCGCCAAAUACCAAUCGCAUGGGGCAGGAGCAGGAUGAAACGUCCUCCUCCGAGGAGGAGGAUGAGACCACAGAGGAUGAAGACUGAUACAUGUAGAUAAUAGAGCAGUAGUAGAACCCACAAAUAAGAUUCAAUUUUGUUAAUUGUGCAUUACAAAAAUUUAGCUUUGUAUAUAUAUAUAUUCGCAUUUGUCUGCCCCACA
Molecule: messenger RNA, 684 nt
Organism: Drosophila willistoni
Lineage: Eukaryota; Metazoa; Arthropoda; Insecta; Diptera; Drosophilidae
Product: probable RNA-binding protein EIF1AD
Exons: 2
Coding region: 93-569 (158 amino acids)
Biological process (GO): translational initiation
Cellular component (GO): nucleus
Molecular function (GO): RNA binding; translation initiation factor activity
Source: RefSeq, a predicted model, not a curated record